Gloeophyllum trabeum ATCC 11539 is the source of this 711-nucleotide messenger RNA. Its product is annotated as P-loop containing nucleoside triphosphate hydrolase protein. Gene Ontology annotation, cellular component: cytoplasm. Bases 1 to 711 code for a protein of 236 amino acids. Lineage: Eukaryota; Fungi; Basidiomycota; Agaricomycetes; Gloeophyllales; Gloeophyllaceae. The transcript has 3 exons. The record is from RefSeq and is a predicted model, not a curated record.
AUGGAUGCAAUCGCGACUGAGCUAGCCCAGUUCCUCGUCCAGCGCCUGCAGACCGUUCCUGCUUCGUCGCGUCUUCUCGUCGGGAUCUCAGGCAUACCAGCCUCGGGCAAAUCGACACUCGCUGAACUCGUCGUGGACAAUGUCAACGAGAUCCUACACGGAAAGGGGGGCGAAGGGGAUGUGACGGCCGUCCUCGUCGGUCUGGACGGUUGGCACCUUACCCGAGCGCAGCUGGAUGCUUUCCCGGACCCUAAGCUAGCUCACGACAGACGAGGUGCUCACUGGACUUUCGACGGCGAUGCUUAUGUCGAGUUCGUCAAGUCCUUGCGACUACCCCUUUCUCUAUCAUCUGUGGUUACUGCGCCCUCCUUCGAUCAUGCUCUGAAGGACCCUACCCCUCACGCAGUGUCAAUACAUCCACACCAUCGCAUUGUAGUCAUCGAAGGGUUGUAUACAUUCCUCUCCAUUGAGCCCUGGCGACGCGCCGGAGAAUUCUUGGACGAACGCUGGUUUGUGGAUAUCAGCGUGGAGGAGGCGACAAGGAGAUUGGUGAAACGGCACGUUGUCAGUGGUGUCGCGAAGGAUAAGGACGAGGCAAUCUGGAGAGCAAACAAUAAUGAUAUGCCGAAUGGACAGUUCAUCAUAGAUAAUUUACUAGAUCCUACCCGGCGUAUCGCCAGUGUCAACGAUCCGGUAUUUACAACUGAAUAA